This is a messenger RNA of Ostrea edulis (European flat oyster), 1470 nucleotides long. RefSeq names its product collagen alpha-1(I) chain-like. NCBI's taxonomy places the organism in Eukaryota, Metazoa, Mollusca, Bivalvia, Ostreida, Ostreidae. The coding region runs from base 1 to 1470 and encodes 489 amino acids. The transcript is spliced from 3 exons. The record is from RefSeq and is a predicted model, not a curated record.
AUGCUCUCAAACAGAGACUCUGCGAUAGCAGCACAAGAGUACCAAUAUUUCCAUAGCUCUUCUAGAAUGGGGUCGGGGGUAACCUACACAGAGCCAAGCAGGGUAGCAAAACGAAGGACAGAAUGGAGAGGAAUUGUUCUCGGUCCUAUUCUCCACAGGGAGAGAAGGAAAGAGGUUAAGUCUAGAAUGGGAUCGGAAUCAGACUGUUACGUAUGGAAUGUGUUAUAUGUUAAUGAUGGGCGGAUCAUUUCGUGGUUGACCAAGCUAAAUAAGCUACUGACAACCUGGCUCCAAGCCUCCUAUAAAAGCCACGUGACUGUAGCAGGCCCAGUAGACCUUACCACGAUGCGCCUUGCCAUAGUUCUAGUCGUUACUCUCUGUGGAGUGUGGCAGACUUUUGCCAAGCCCUACCCCGAGGACUGGAGUCGCUGUCGGAAGCAGUAUGAAACACUCCGUGCCGAAGUUCGACACCUACAGAAAACCAUCUCGCAGCUUCAAUAUGCUGUUUCAAAGUGCUCCAAAUAUUAUAUAAAAGGUCCUAAAGGUUUGCCCGGCCCUCCCGGACCAAUGGGCCCUAAAGGAGAUCAAGGGCUUCAGGGAGAGAAAGGAGAUCCAGGAAUGAAAGGACUGGUGGGUCUCAAAGGAGACCCAGGUCUGCAAGGAAUAAAGGGCGAUAAAGGUGACAGAGGGCCGCAGGGGUUCACAGGAAUGCCCGGUGAAAAGGGUGAUAAAGGAGACACUGGUCCUCAGGGGGACACUGGACCUAUGGGUCCUCAAGGAGUGAAAGGAGAGAAAGGACAAAAGGGAGACAAAGGAGCAAAGGGAGAGAAAGGAGACCAAGGAGAGCAAGGACUAAAGGGCAACCAAGGUGAACAGGGAGAGAAGGGCGACCAGGGACCUCAAGGACCAACAGGUGAUCAGGGACCUCAAGGAGACAAGGGACCAAAAGGGUCUACGGGUCCUCAGGGUGUACAGGGCCUAAAGGGUGACAAAGGAAAUACUGGUGCCAAGGGACAAAAAGGCGACGAAGGUGAAAAAGGAGACACCGGCCCCCAGGGGUCCGCUGGCUACCCAGGAAGCAGAGGGCCGACCGGACCUCAAGGUCCCCAAGGACCUAAGGGAGAUAAAGGACAGAAAGGAAACCAGGGUGAAAAAGGAGAUAAAGGCGACACAGGUCCUAAAGGUGCAAAAGGACCCCAGGGUCCUCAAGGAAAUAAAGGGGUCAAAGGAGACCGGGGGGCUACUGGAGAACGGGGAGAAAAAGGAGAUAAAGGAGCGAAGGGGUCCAAGGGCAAUAAAGGUAACAAAGGGGACCAAGGACCCCAAGGCGAGGUAGGGCCAAAGGGGGACCCAGGCCCGAAGGGAGUUACAGGAGUAAAAGGAAACAGAGGAUCACCGGGACCUCGUGGCCCCAUGGGCCCUAGAGGACCCAAGGGAGAUCCGGGCAAACCAGGAAUAUACCCUUACUGA